AUGUCCUCCGCAACCAAACAACCAAUUAUCGAAAUCCGUCUAGCCACCCUCACCGAACAGCCCAGCAUAGCCCGACUCGCCGCCCGUGCAUUUCACAAUGAUGUCCUCUUCGGACAUAUCAUCCACCCUUACCGCCACGCCUACCGUUCUCACAUGUCCCGGUACUGGCUCUCUCGCAAUCUCAUUGCCCAUCUCGAUCCCUGCCACCGCAUCAAUGUUGCUGUCACUACCUCUGGGAGUCGCAAGGAGAGGAUCGUAGGCGUCAUCCACUGGUCCCGGAUCGCUCCUUCCGCGGCAGACAAUUAUGCCGCUGGAUGGGGCUACGCAUGGUGGUUCCCACAACGAAUUCUUCACUUCUUGGUCUCCAAUGUCGUUUGGCUUGCAUAUAGAACCAUCUGGCGGAAUCGUGCCGCUAGCCCAGCCCAAGAAUGCAUCAUCGAGGCCAGCGAGGCAUCUGGCUGCCUGGAUCACAUCUGGGAUCCUGCCAAGAACCGGUGUCCGAGCUGGUAUAUCGAAUCGAUGGCCGUGGACCCAGACUGGCAGGGCAAGGGCGUCGGCCGGCUGCUGGUGGAAGAGGGAUUGAAACUGGCUGAGCAGGAGGGCGUGAGUGCCAGUGUUAUCGCUGCAGAUGGCAAGGAGGACUUUUAUCGGAAGUGUGGGUUUGUCACGGGACCGGUAGGGAGAAGUGGGAUGGGUGACGAGAAGAAGAAUCCGUUGUGGGCUGUUCCAGGAGGGCUGCUUUUCUUUAGGGAGGCGCCUGGGAAGAGGAUGGCGGCAGAGGCCGAGGACAAAGAGGUCGAUGAGUGUGUGAAGUGGCUGAGGAAGGAUAUGGAGAAGGGAUGGCGGUCGUCUUGGCUCGAGAGUGGGACUGGGAGAGAUCUCGGCCGUGGAGCUGGCUGA
Messenger RNA from Cyphellophora attinorum, 900 nucleotides. RefSeq lists its product as uncharacterized. The transcript has a single exon. Gene Ontology annotation, molecular function: acyltransferase activity, transferring groups other than amino-acyl groups. The record is from RefSeq and is a predicted model, not a curated record. Lineage: Eukaryota; Fungi; Ascomycota; Eurotiomycetes; Chaetothyriales; Cyphellophoraceae. Bases 1 to 900 code for a protein of 299 amino acids.